AUGUCACCUGGGAAUGAUGGGCAUACAAGUUUUUUUAAUUGGAGUUGGCUUAGAAGACAUUCUUACGAUCCUAAAUUUAUCGACACUCACAAAAUUUUAAAUGUGCAAACUUUAUGGAAUGCAGGAAUCAAAGAUUGUCCGCCAAUCGUUCAAUACAUUGAUGUUAUGAAAACAAAAGAAGGGUUAGCAAGUUUGCUUAAGAACAUUAAUGAAUUUGGUUUUAGCUUUAUUGAUGGUGUUCCACAUGCAGUCAAGGAAACAGAAGAAUUAGCGAGACAAAUCUGUUUUAUUCGUGAAACGCAUUAUGGCAGUUUUUGGGAUUUCAGGGCAGAUUUAGAACACGGAGAUACAGCAUAUACUAACCUUCCUUUAAGAGCACAUACAGAUAAUACGUAUUUUACGGAUCCAUCAGGUCUUCAAAUGUUUCAUUUGAUAGAAUUUAAUGGAGAAGGUGGUUCUUCAUUACUAGUGGACGGUUUUUAUGUAGCUCGUCAGUUAAAAAUGAAAUCACCUACCGCCUACGAAACUCUUUCUACCAUUACAAUUCCAGCACACUCUGCAGGUGAUCCAAAUACAUUAAUUCAGCCAACUCCUAAUGGAUAUCCUAUUUUAAAUCAUGAUCCUUUGUUAGACAAUUCUCUUUAUCAAAUUCGUUACAAUAAUGAUGAUCGAUCUACAAUGAAUCAUUUAGAACCAGAUCAAGUUUUGGAAUUUUACGAUGCUCUAAGAAAAUGGAAUAGUUUAUUAAAAGAUAAAUCUAAUGAAUAUUGGUUUCAAUUAAAGCCAGGAAGAGCUGUUAUCUUUGAUAAUUGGAGAGUAUUACAUGGUAGAGAUAAAUAUAGUGGGCAUAGAAGAUUAAUAGGAUGUUAUCUGAAUUGGGAUGAUUAUCAAAGUAGAUUAAAAGUUUCUUAUUUAAGUCAAGAAGAAAUUUUGGAGAGUUUGUAG
Dentiscutata erythropus is the source of this 945-nucleotide messenger RNA. The record is from the annotation of a GenBank genome assembly. NCBI's taxonomy places the organism in Eukaryota, Fungi, Glomeromycota, Glomeromycetes, Diversisporales, Gigasporaceae.